Molecule: messenger RNA, 1780 nt
Organism: Myotis davidii
Lineage: Eukaryota; Metazoa; Chordata; Mammalia; Chiroptera; Vespertilionidae
Gene: SLC43A3
Product: solute carrier family 43 member 3
Exons: 13
Coding region: 215-1690 (491 amino acids)
Biological process (GO): transmembrane transport
Molecular function (GO): transmembrane transporter activity
Source: RefSeq, a predicted model, not a curated record
AGCCCGGAGCCGGGAGGAGGCGGCGGGAUCUGGAGACAUCCCCAACGGAUGGUUUCUGCCCAAGCCUACACAGCCAGUUACCAGAGUGCUAGUGCACGGAAGGGCCUGCCAGGGGAAUUUUCCAAGUGCUCCAGCCCCAGGCCUGGUGCUCCUGAGGUCAGCGGGGGAAGCCAGCAGUGCCAGUGGGAUCUGAGGAGUGGCUGUAGCCCAGGCCAUGCCAGGCCAGGGACUGCCCCUGCGUGUGGCCACCCUGCUGACGGGGCUGCUGGAAUGCCUGGGCUUCGCGGGCGUCCUUUUUGGCUGGGCAUCCCUGGUGUUUGUCUUCAAAAAAGAGCAUUACUUUGAGGAGCUGUGUGAACACGAUGCCAGGCUGAUGGGCAAUGCCACGGGCAUGGAAGAUUGCAAAGCCCAGGAUGAGAAGUUCUUGCUCAUCUUCACCGUGGCAUCCUUCAUGAACAACUUCAUGACCUUCCCCGCCGGCUUCAUCUUUGACCGUUUCAAGACCACCGUGGCCCGCCUCAUAGCCAUAUUUCUCUACACUAGUGCCACGCUCAUCAUAGCCUUCAUCUCUGCAGGCUCAGCGAUGCUGCUCUUCCUGGCCAUGCCCAUGCUUUCCGUCGGGGGAAUCCUGUUUCUGAUGACCAACCUGCAGGUUGGGAACUUAUUUGGCAAACACCGCUCGACCAUCAUCACCCUCUACAAUGGAGCAUUUGACUCUUCUUCGGCCGUCUUUCUCAUCAUUAAGCUCCUUUAUGCAAAAGGCAUCAGCCUCAGGGCCUCCUUCAUCUUCCUCUCUGUCUGCAGUGUGUGGCAUGUUGGGCGUACUUUCCUCCUGAUGCCCCGGGGGCACAUCCCCUACCCACUGCCCCCCAACUACAGCUAUGGCCUGUGCUCUGGGACUGGCACCAGAGAGAAGAAGAAGACAGCCACGUCCAAAGAGCUGGACCUACAGGCUAAGGAGUUCCUGCCACCAAAGGAAGAGAUCCCAGGACCAGGGCAGCUGGAUGAACCCCGUUCUUUCAAGAGCUCUGUUUUCUCCCGGCGCUUUGCCUGGCACCUGGUGUGGCUGUCUGUGAUACAGUUGUGGCAUUACCUCUUCAUCGGCACCCUCAACUCUCUGCUGACCAACUUGGCCAGUGGGGACAGGGCUCUGGUCAGCAGCUACACAAAUGCCUUUGCCAUCACUCAGUUCUUUGGAAUGCUCUGUGCCCCCUGGAACGGCCUGCUCAUGGACCGGCUUAAGCAGAAGUACCAAAAGGAAGCGAGAAAGACGGGUUCCUCAGCCUCAGUCACAGCCCUUUCCGCCGCGGUGCCUUCGCUGGCCCUGACGUCUUUGUUGUGCCUGGGCUUUGCCAUCUGUGCCUCGGUCCCCGUCCUCCCCCUCCAGUAUGGCACCUUCGUCCUGCAAGUAAUCAGCCGCUCCUUCCUCUACGGGGGCAACGCUGCCUUCCUCACCAUUGCCUUCCCUUCGGAGCACUUUGGAAAGCUCUUUGGGCUGGUGAUGGCCCUGUCAGCCAUUGUGUCUCUGCUGCAGUUCCCCAUCUUCAUGCUCAUCAAAGGCCCCCUCCAGAACGACCCGUUCUACGUGAACGUGAUGCUGGUGCUGGUCACUCUCCUGACCUUCGCCCACCCCGUCCUGGUGUACCUCGAGUGCCGGCAGAAAGCAACCUCCCCAGCAGCUACUUUUUAGCCCUCGGAUGCUUUUGUUUAUCUUUCUUGGAGCACCCGUGUCCAGAAAGACUUUGCCCACCCUGGCUACAUGUAUUAAGUAGCCAUUAUU